Pecten maximus is the source of this 5557-nucleotide messenger RNA. RefSeq names its product patched domain-containing protein 3-like. The coding region runs from base 151 to 3684 and encodes 1177 amino acids. The transcript is spliced from 26 exons. The record is from RefSeq and is a predicted model, not a curated record. Gene Ontology annotation, cellular component: membrane. NCBI's taxonomy places the organism in Eukaryota, Metazoa, Mollusca, Bivalvia, Pectinida, Pectinidae.
GCCACGACACCUACACAGCAGAUUGUCAACAAAACGUGUCGGGGACCUAAGGUCGACUUUCCCCAAACUCCGACUAAAUGGACUUAAUAUAGAGAAUGGUGACAUAGCACACAGACUCACAGAACAUUGUUUUUCGAGAACGCAGGGAAUAUGGAUGUCUCUACGGCUUGUGAUAUUUCCUCGCAAAAUAAGCCCAGGAAAAGGUCUUGUCUUGAAAGACUCAGCAACGGAUUUAUAAGUCUGUUGGAAAGAGCGUUUUACAGACUGGGCUAUGUGGUGGCCAGCCACCCGUACCUGACAAUCUGUCAGUGUGUCCUGAUAUGUGGCCUGUGUGCUAUAGGGAUGAAGGAUUUCAAAGAGACAAAUGCAGCAGAGAAGCUCUGGGUACCAGCAACAUCUCGAAUUCAGGAUGAGAAGCGUUGGGUGAUGAAGAAUUUUCCACCAUUCACUCGAUAUGCUUCAGUGAUCCUCACGGCCGACAACGUCCUCUCACCUGCGUCACUCAGAGCGAUGAUGGCUUUCUACAAAUCGGCUAAUACACUAGAAAGUGGUCCUCACUAUCUACAAACUAUGUGCUUUCGCGUGGGUCCAGUCUGCCAUGUAACCAGUAUCCUAGAACUUUGGUUCUAUAACGAAGAACUCAUCAACUCCCUGACACAGGAUGACAUCAUUCAGAAAAUCAACAACGUCACCAUGAGUCCCAUGUAUCACAGUAAGCUUCACCUGGGCUCCCUGUUAGGCCAGAUGUGGCGCGACUCAUCCGGCCAGAUUGUGGGAGCCAAAGCUGCCUCCAUGUUAUUUCUUCUAUACGAUAAACCUGAGUGGAAGAAGCCUGCUAUGGAUUGGGAACUCAAAAUGGUCAAUCUGGCAAAAUCAGGUCACAGUGACCUAACAGAUAUCUUUAUCUACACAACAAGAAGUUUUGAUGAUGAAGGUUAUGGAGCUGUGAAUGCCGAUGUGAAUCUACUGUCCACGGGAUUCUCUCUCGUGAUGGUCUACCUCAUCCUUACUCUGGGCAGAUUUAACCUUGUCCAUCAGAAGUUCUACCUGUCCAUAGCCGGUCUGCUGAGUGUUGGACUGGCUAUAGGGUUUGCCUAUGGUUUGGCUAUCACCUGUGGAGUCCUGUAUGGCCCUGUCCAUGCUCUUAUGCCUUUCCUCCUGCUGGGUAUUGGUGUUGACGACAUGUUCGUGAUCGUAGAGGCCUGGAAAAACUUGACCCCAAAGGAAUUGAAGCUCCCUCUGGUGGACCGCAUGGCGCUGUCUCUCAAACAUGCUGGUGUGUCUAUCACAGUCACAUCUAUCACUGAUGUUGUGGCGUUUGCUAUCGGGGCUUCAACGGUAAUUCCCGGCCUGAGUGGAUUCUGUAUCUAUGCCGCCCUGGGGAUUCUGGCUCUGUAUGGCCUCCAGGCAACGUUCUUUGUGGCUUGUCUGACCUUGGACCAGAGGAAGGUCGAGGCUACACGAGAUGGUUGUAUACCCUGCUAUGUACAUAAAAACUAUACCCCCAAUUCCUUCAGCCAGUGGAACAUCAUGACUACUGCCUUUGAAAAAUACGUAGGACCCAAUCUGAUGAAAUUUCCCAUCAAAGUGCUGGUGUUACUAGUCACGUCUGCUCUACUUGGAGUCAAUGUCUGGGGAUUCUACCAUCUGAAACAGGACUUCAGUCUGACGAUGUACAUUCCAUCAGAUUCAUACGCCCACAAGUAUGCCAUGGCUAGAGAAAAAUACUUCCCGUCGGAUGGCCUUGACACUGCUGUAUACUGCAAAGACUUUGAGUACCACAAAAGCCGAGAUUUAAUGGAGAAAAUGUACAGUAACAUUGUUGAGGACCCGUACAUCGUCAAUGGUUCUGUCGUGUUCUGGUUCUCCGCCUUCAAUGACUGGUUUGACAGGAUGAGGGAUGACCCCUCCGUGGCCCCGUCCAUGUAUGGAGAUGUGAAGUACCCAUACUCUAAAGCUUGGUUUGCCCUGCUGGUACACCGAUUUCUCUACCAUACCCCUCAGGGCCAGGCGUACCGACAGUUCAUCAAAUUUGAGAAUGCCUCAUCAACUGGUAACCCAAUCAUCCGAGGGACGUACUUCAAACUUCGACACACCUAUCAGCCAGAUUCUAAGUCAGAAAUCAUCGCUAUGGAGCAUCUGAGACACAUUAUAGAUAAUUCUGGCCUUCCUGGAGGUGGAUGCUUUGCUUACACUGACGUUUACCUCACAUACGAAACAAAUAAGAUACUACAGCGGGAAUUGUACCGGAAUCUACUGCUUGCUGUCAUCUGCGUCUUUACUGUAACACUGCUGUUGAUAGCAAACUUUCGCACCAGUCUCAUCGUUUUCACAUGUGUCAUCUUCACCUUGGUGGAUGUGGCUGGCACACUACACUUCUGGGGCGUUACCAUAGACACAGCCAGCAGUAUCCUACUCACCCUGUCAGUCGGUCUGGCUGUGGACUACUCCGCACACAUUGGUCACAUGUUCAUGACAGUCCAAGGAACCCGACCAGAGAGAGUUGUGGAGACACUGAAGAAGAUUGGCCCAGCGGUGUUCAGCGGUGGAUUUAGUACUUUUCUAGCCUUCCUACUCUUGUGUAACAGUUACAGCUAUGGUUUCUCGCUGUUUUUCAGAGUGUUUUUCACAGUUGUGCUAUUUGGGCUGUUCCAUGGACUUAUCUACCUCCCUGUGGUCUUGAGCUGGAUUGGACCAGAACCAUAUGACACCCAUCUCACGACGGAAGACAGAGCAAAUAUAUACAUCCCACAGUGUAAAUGUAACAGCCAAGGGGAGAGCAAUCAUCUCGAGCCAUCAACACAGAAAUUGAUUCGUGACUCCAAUACAAGGGAGUCUACAGAUCAGGAAGCUCUGUGGGUUCCACAAGAAGACCUGGCUCUGGUAGACAAGAAGGAGCAAGAUCUGACCACAGUGGACACGGCCAAUGCUCCUCUUCUAAACGACAGCUCGAAGGACAUGACAACCCAACAGGACCAUCCAUCAUCUCAGAUACCAUUUACCUCUAUACAACCAUCACACAACAUCACCACACAUACCAGCCCUCUUCAACAGGAAAAGCAAGAACUCAUCAACGGAGAUACAUGUCCUCUCCUACAGGAAAGGAGGACGGACAUAAUCCCGACAAGUUCAGGAGAGAAGGAAAAGAAGAUGACCAGCAUGGUUUCCCCUUGGAUAGUGAAGGGUUCAGAGAUCACCUUAGCACCCUCAAUGGAUGUCACAGGCAGCCGCAACAAAACAGAUACGUCACGGGGCAGUCCUACUGGACCAACCCAAACAGUACCACACCCCACACCAGUAACACAGGAAUUAAGCACAGUGCCAUCCAAACCUCCAACAAUAAAGACCAACAGACAACCUCCUCAUACAGUCACAGUAGCACAAAACCUGCAGCUGGAUCACACGCGGACUCCUCCCAGUACUGUCAGCAAAGCAACCUCAGAUGCCACAACACCAGACUCGGGCAUCCACAAUGGACUGGACAUUCCAGCAGUAAAGACAGAGAUGCUGAAUUCUCCAUGGAUAGUGGAUGGAUCACAGCUCAUCCUUGUCCCAGGAUGGGGUGCCUCAACAGACCCAUCCACGAAAAACAAAAAGCACCAAGAGAGCAUGACUGGGCAGAGGAAACAAACAUCCAGUGUGAUGGACUCCACGCGGAAAUCUUUGUCUGAAGCCGAUCGGUGACAUCAGGUUAUAAAGGGAUAAGAAAAUAAGGUUUGUCUAGAAAACUAUUAGACCUCUUCUUCAACCAGGCAGACAAUUCAAAACAAACAGUUUUGCUUGGUGUAUGGCUCAGGGAGAGAAAGCUUGUUGAUUAAAAGAACUUUCUUCUAGGCCUAUAGCAUUGAAGAUAACUGUCAGGAUGAGUCCAGGGAAAGGAUAACUUGACCAAAUACCCUUUACCAUGGUCCAAGGGUAAUUGGUUAAAGUCAAAUUAUCUUUAUACUGGGGAUCCUUACCCCUGGUAGUCUGUGAUGAAGUCAGCGAGUGGAACAGGGCUGGUCCCCUUCUGCAGGGCUUCAGGGUACAAGUUGUCAGUGUAUGUAGCAGGUCCACAUUCCUGAGGAUUCUAGUCUAAACCUUACCUCAUUAUUGGCUAACCUGCAUGAAGGGCAAGUGAGCUUAAGCCAUGGUGUGGCGUCCAACGUCAAUUUUUCAUUUAAACAACUUCUUCUUAAUAACCAUGAGGCACAGAGACCAGAUAUUGUGGAAUGCUGUAGAACCAGGUGAGCAGUACAGGCCCACUUGGCCUAUUACUGUAUACAACUCCCAAACAUACAUGCAUUUACAAAACUGACAUUGGUUCACAUUGAUUCUACAACUUUGCAGAAUCCACAGCACUUUAUUGUUUUAAUGACAGGGUAUACUGUUUAACUAACCAAUCCUAGUGCUUAUUGGGUAACAUGUUAACUUAUUGGUGUAAAUGUGACCAAUCAUUGGACUUAUUUAAGGGUACAUGUUAUUAGAUUGGUUGAAACUUUCAACAAUCAUACUGCUUAUUGGAAUACAUGUUGACUUAUUGCUUGAAAUGUGACCCAUCAUAGGACAUAUUUAAGGGUACAUGGUAUUUGAUUGAUUGAAAGUUGACCAAUCAUAGUGCUUAUUUGGUACAUGUUUUCUGAUUGGCUGAAAUACGACAAGUCAAAUGCCUAAUUGGAGUACAUCUUAUUUGAUUGGUUGUAAUGUUACCAAUCAUAGUGCUUAUAUGUACAUUGUAUGGGUACAUGAUAUCUUUUUGGUUGAAAUUUGACCAAUCAGUGCAUGUUAUCAUUAUGAAUUAAUAUUGUUGGUAUAUUUAUCAAAGGGUUGGUAGAUAUUGUAUUGUAUUGGAGGCAAUUAUCUUGUUUGAUAUCUUGUUAACAGCAAAUAUUGUGUAUUCAACUUAAUGAAGCUAAGAUCAACUCCCAAAGGACAUAAUAUACAUGGUUGCUUGUUAGAAAUGAAGAUUAAAACAAUAAUUUUUUUCCCUAUGUUACAAUAAUUUUAUACAAGACAUGGUGUUAUAAAGAAACAAAUCUUAGUAUGGCAUUGGAGGCUUUAUCAUGUUUAUUUAUAUGAUUAAGAUUGUCGUCACCAAGAAAACUACCUUUUCAGCAAUAAGCUCAAAUUCUAAACACUGUUAUUUAUUGCUCUGCAAUAAGCCAACUCCCUACAUUUAGUCAAAGUUUAGUGUUGCUCCCCCGGCUGUGAUAUGGAAAUACAUUCAUGUUGAAAUCCACCUCUAUACCCACAUGUGUGUAUUUGGUCCUAGAUCAAAUCUCCAAGAUUUAUAACAGUUGUCUGUCAAAUAAUGCUCAUUUUUCUUGUGACAUUUUGUACAACUGACCUAUACUCUAAUUGUAACUGUCUCUUGGUCACAUAUUUAUUUUUAUAUACAUAACAUGUAUGUUGUUGUGUUUUGUCUCUAUGUAAAUGUUUAAAUACUAAAAUGAUAAGUACUUAUUUUGGAAGUUUGGUAUAUAAAAUUAUGAUAAUCACUCAUUAUCUAUAUACUAGCUGGAACCUCAAAAAUUGCUGUCAUCAGUAGAAUGAAUUUAUUCAUGUAAAUAAAUAAAUU